Molecule: messenger RNA, 419 nt
Organism: Eimeria tenella
Lineage: Eukaryota; Apicomplexa; Conoidasida; Eucoccidiorida; Eimeriidae
Exons: 2
Source: RefSeq, a predicted model, not a curated record
AUCGGAGCAGCGAGGGGGAUUUGCCGUGUGGGGAGUCUUCUGCGUUAUCUGAGGUGUACGUACACCUGAAGCUGCAGCAGCACUUUUUGGGUCUCGUCAGUUCUAUUCCUUUUCCUCAUUUAAAUUCCAUUAUUCAAAUCAACUUGGGCCCUUUUGCAAGUCCUCCCGAAGAACAGAACGCCCCGCAGGAGCAGGGAGACGGUGAACCUGAACUGCUGCUGUUUCGAAAGCCAGCAGCAGCAGCAGCAGCAGCAGCAGUAGAAGUAGGGGAUAUAGUGGAGCAGCAGGAGAGCGGAGGCACAAGUCCGUCAGCAUCAGAAGAAGCAGCAGCAGCAGCAGAAGAAGCAGCAGCAGCAGCCUCAACUGCCUCCUCUGCUGCUCUUGAAGAGAGCAGCAGCAACAAAGGCAUUUGGCAGUAA